Messenger RNA from Dreissena polymorpha, 941 nucleotides. RefSeq names its product utrophin-like. Gene Ontology annotation, biological process: synaptic signaling. The coding region runs from base 237 to 941 and encodes 234 amino acids. Gene Ontology annotation, molecular function: protein binding. The record is from RefSeq and is a predicted model, not a curated record. Lineage: Eukaryota; Metazoa; Mollusca; Bivalvia; Myida; Dreissenidae. Gene Ontology annotation, cellular component: plasma membrane. The transcript has 11 exons.
UUAAAUUGGUGCGUUUAAUCAAAUACACUCCAAUACUAGUAGUUUUAUAGUUGCCGUGUUAUCAUUAUCUUGUUAACAUUUUCUUAACACAACUGUCAAGUGUCUUUAAUUGACAUUGGAUUGCUAUUUUCUUUCAGGUGUGUACAUUUGUUGACAACAUCAAGUCCCUUGUUCAGGAGUAUAGUGGAUUCAUUCUGGAUUUAUUAAUUAAACAUGCAGAAAAGAAUGUUCUAUAGAUGACACAGAUGGAGAUGUCUGGAGAGCAUGCCACUUUUGGUGCCAGAAUACAGGAGGCCAAAGAUGAGAGAGAGGAUGUUCAAAAGAAGACUUUCACCAAAUGGAUCAACUCUCAGCUUUCUAAGUGCGGGCGCCCCACGCUGGAGGACCUCUUCACAGAUCUCCGGGACGGCACACACCUUCUCUCUCUCAUCGAAGUCCUCAGUGGAACACCACAGGUCAGGGAGAAAGGUCGUAUGCGACUUCAUCACAUCAACAAUGUACUUCGAGUGUUGGAUGUCCUGGAAAAACAGUGCAAUAUAAAGCUUGUCAACAUCAGCAGCAACGACAUCGUCGAUGGCAACCAGAAACUGACCCUCGGCCUCGUCUGGUCAAUCAUUCUCCACUGGCAGGUGAAGGAUGUUAUGAAGGACCUCAUGGAUGACCUACGACAGACCAAUCUGGAGAGGACCCUGCUGGUGUGGUGUAGACAGUCCACGCAGGGGUAUGCAGAGGUAGAUGUUAAAAACUUCACAACAAGUUGGAGGUCAGGACUGGCCUUCAAUGCUCUCAUCCACAGAUACAAACCAGAGUUGUUCAGCUAUGACCGUCUGCUGCCCCGAUCCCCGGAGGAAAGACUCGAGCAUGCCUUUACAGUGGCUUAUGAGAAACUGGCUGUGGACAAGCUGUUGGACCCAGAGGAUGUGAACGUUGAAAACGCCUGA